AUGGUAAACCUUUUGAUCAAAAUUUCGCUGCCACUAAACCACGGUGGUCUAAACUCAUUACCCUUUACGAACCUUGGGUCGGUGGAACAUGCUAAACUGAACCUGAACAAUGAGACUCUAGACCGCAUUACGUUGACUUCAAAGUCUGAAAUUGGAUUCGCACAACACCUAGUGGACCUCGUUGUCUCUGUGCUUCAAAAAGGUUCUGGGUUGCCAACUACCCUUGUCAAGGACUUGCUACCAGCAGCAUCCCCUGCUGAACCUGACCCAGAGAUUAUCACAGUGUUACCGCGUAGCCCAGACGAAUUAACUGUAUAG
Molecule: messenger RNA, 318 nt
Organism: Talaromyces rugulosus
Lineage: Eukaryota; Fungi; Ascomycota; Eurotiomycetes; Eurotiales; Trichocomaceae
Exons: 1
Coding region: 1-318 (105 amino acids)
Source: RefSeq, a predicted model, not a curated record